This is a messenger RNA of Rana temporaria (common frog), 3239 nucleotides long. It is a transcript of the gene NACA, whose product is annotated as nascent polypeptide associated complex subunit alpha. The record is from RefSeq and is a predicted model, not a curated record. Bases 115 to 3123 code for a protein of 1002 amino acids. The transcript has 47 exons. Gene Ontology annotation, biological process: protein targeting to membrane. Gene Ontology annotation, cellular component: nascent polypeptide-associated complex; cytoplasm. Lineage: Eukaryota; Metazoa; Chordata; Amphibia; Anura; Ranidae.
ACCUCCAGCAGCGUGUGACCCGGAAGGAUUUCUCCGCUACACAGCAUUUCCCGGAAGCAGUCGGGGCUGAGCGUUCUUUCUUCAGCCAUCUUGGACCUGAACUCCUCACACAAAAUGCCUGGUGAAGCCACAGAAACUGUCCCAGUUGCAGAACACGAACUGCACCAGCCACAAGCUGAGACGGCAACUUCUCCCUCAACUUCUGGGGAGGAGACUGCUGCUGUUGCAUCCACAGAAGUGGCGGUAGCAGCAACGGAGACUGUCACCCAGAAUCCCGAGAUGGCUAGCGAAGCGUCUCAGACGGCGACAGCACAGGUUGAAGCAGCUGUGCAAUCUUCAGCUCCAGAGGCUAUCCCCCCUCCCUCUGAUGCCUUACCAGCUCUGGAAACUCGCCCUGCAGCACCAAAGAAAGAGGUGUCUCCUGCCAAUGUUGCAGUUAAUGAAGCUACAGCGCCGAAGAAAGAGGCCCCAGCGACCGGUCUUGCUAAAGCUCCAGCACCAAAAAGUGCAGCCCCUUCUACCAAUCCGGCAGUUACUAAAGCUCCAGCACAAAAGAAAGGGGCCCCAGCCACCAGAGUUGCAGUUACUGAAGCUCCAGCGCCGAAGAAAGAGGCCCCAGCGACCGGUCUUGCUAAAGCUCCAGCACGAAAGAAAAAGGCCCCAGCCAGCAAUGUAGCAGUUACUAAAGCUCCAGCACCAAAGAACACAACCCCUCCCAGCAACAUUUCAGUUAUUGAAGCUCCAGCUCCAAAGACGGAGACCCCAGCGACCAGUGUUGCAGGUACUGAAGCUCCAGCACCAAAGGAAGAGGCUCCUGCCACCAACAUUGCAGUUGCUGAAGUGCCAGUGCCAAAGAAAGAGGCCCCGGCCACCAGUAUUGCAGCUGCUAAAGCAUCAGCACCAAAGCUAGAGGUCUCUCCUUCCAAUGUUGCAGUUAAUGAAGCUCCAGCUCCAAAGAAAAAGACCCCAGCCAGCAAUGUAGCAGUUGCUAAAGCUCCAGCACCAAAGAAAACGACCCCUCCUGGCAAUGUUGCGGUUAUUGAAGCUCCAGCACCAAAGAAAGAGGACCCAGCCAGCAAUGUAGCAGUUGCUAAAGCUCCAGCGCCAAAGAAAGAGGCCCCUCCUGCCAAUGUUGCAGUUAUUGAAGCUCCAGCUCCAAAGACGGAGGCCCCAGCAACCAAUGUUCAAGUUACUGAAGCUCCAGUGCAUUUUUGUUUAGUGCCAAAGAAAGGGGCCCCUCCUGCCAACAUUGCAGUUACCGAAGCUCCAGCACCAAAGAAAGAGGCACCUCCUGCCAAAGUUGCAGUUAUUGAAGCUCCAGCACCAAAGAAAGAGGCCCCUCCUGCCAACAUUGCAGUUACGGACGCUCCAGCUCCAAAGACGGAGACGGCAGCGACCAGUGUUACAGGUACUGAAACUUCAGCGCCAAAGAAAGAGGUUUCUCCCACCAAUAUUGAAGUUGCUGACGCUCCAGCGCCAAAGAAAGAGGCCCCAGCCACCAGUAUUGCAGUUGCUAAAGCUCCAGCACCAAAGAAAGAGGCACCUCCUGCCAAGGGUGCAGUUGAUGAGGCUCCAGCACCAAAGAAAAAGGUCACAGCCAGCAAUGCAGUAGUAACUAAAGCUCCAGCACCACAGAAAGAGGCCCCAGCCACCAAUGCUGCAGUUACUGAAACUCCAGCACCAAAGAAAGAGACCACCAGUGCUACAGUUACUGAACCUCCAGCAUCAAAGAAAGAGGCCCCAGCUACCAAUGCUGCAGUUACUGAAUCUCCAGACUCAAAAACAAAAUUGCCAGCUGAAAGUGGCCCUAAAUUUCCUGCUGCUACUUCCAAAGCUCAAGCUAGAAAGAAGAAGCCUGCACCCGUCGAUGGCGCUAAAACUUUUGUUGGCAAAACCAAAGCCUCAGCUCCAAACACUGCGACUGAGGCAUCUGUAGAACCUAUUGCUGAAUCUAAAGCUGCAGCAUCAAAGACCCCAGCCAAUGAAGCCAAAAUUCCAGUGACAAAGGCUGAACCAUCCGAAGUCUCUGCCCUGACUGCUUCUGAGCCCAGCUCUCCAGCUCCAAAGAAAGUGCCUACUUUGCCUGAGACAACUGUGAAGCCCAUUAAUGAAUCUAAAGCUCCAGCUUUAAAGAAACCAGCCAGUGAAGUUAAAACUGCAGCUUCAAAGAAGAAGCCAACCACUAAAGUGCCUGUUGCUGACAUCAAAGCUGCAGAAACCAAGGUCCCCGUUUCUGAUGUGCAGUCUUCAGCUACUAAAGCUGAGAGUGUUUCCUCUCCUACGCAGCCCACUCCAGAGCUAGAUACGGCAAGUCCUGCCAAAGAGCUAACCCUUCCUGCUGCUUUGCCUUCUUUAGAGCCUGUGUCCUCUGUUCCUAUUUCUCCCCUUGCCUCCAAAACUCUCCCACCUGCACCCCCUGCUGAAGAUGAGGAAAUGCCACCCCUAAUUCCUGCUGAGGAGACGGUCUUCCAACCUGUUGUGGUAAACAUCGCUCCUCCCAAACUUCCUGUAGCCCCUCCUCUGAAGGAGCCCGUGCUGAAGAAUGACAAGGGAUCAGGAACAGAGUCAGACAGCGAUGAUUCUCCUCCAGAGCUGGAACACGACACACACUCUUCCACACAGCAGGCGCAGCUUGCCGCAGCAGCAGAAAUAGAUGAGGAACCUGUCAGCAAAGCAAAACAAAGCAGAAGUGAAAAGAAAGCAAGGAAGGCUAUGUCAAAGCUGGGGCUUCGCCAGGUUACUGGGGUCACAAGAGUCACUAUCCGAAAAUCCAAAAACAUCUUAUUUGUCAUUACAAAACCAGAUGUGUACAAGAGCCCAGCAUCUGACACUUACAUUGUUUUUGGAGAGGCUAAGAUUGAAGAUCUCUCACAACAAGCCCAGCUUGCUGCUGCCGAAAAAUUCAAGGUACAGGGAGAAGCAGUAUCAAACAUACAGGAAAACACACAGACUCCCACAGUACAAGAGGAGAGCGAAGAGGAAGAGGUUGAUGAGAAUGGAGUAGAAGUCAAGGACAUUGAGCUUGUAAUGUCACAGGCGAAUGUGUCUAGGGCGAAGGCUGUGCGCGCUCUGAAGAACAACAGCAAUGACAUAGUAAAUGCUAUCAUGGAGUUGACGAUGUGAGGAUGCCUCAGACUUAUCUCCUUUCGUCUUGCUCUUGGGUCGGUGCAGCUAGAAUUGAGAUUUAUACUAUUUCUAUUGGUUUAAUAAACUUGUGGCUUAUUGGUGACUUUGUGAAA